GCCGCCGCCGGGUCCCGGAGCUCCCUACGCGGAGCCCUCUGCGGGCAGCAGCUGCUGAUCCUCCUGACUUUGAGUUUUGCUUGUGAAGCCUGCAGAAAGGUUAUAUUUAAUGUACCUUCUAAACUAGAGGCAGACAAAGUGGUUGGCAGAGUUAAUUUGAAAGAGUGCCUCAGGUCUGCAGACCUCAUCCAGUCAAGUGAUCCUGAUUUCAGAGUUCUAGGUGAUGGGUUAGUAUACACUACCCAUGCUGUUGUGUUUUCUGAGGAGAAAAGGACCUUCAUCAUAUCGCUUUCUGACACGAAGAAGCAGACUCAGAAAGAGAUUAAUGUGCUCCUGGAACAUCAGAAGAAGGUAUUAAAGAAAAGACAUGCUAAAGAAACUGUUCUUAGGCGUGCCAAGAGGAGAUGGGCACCUAUUCCUUGCUCAAUGCAAGAGAAUUCGUUGGGACCUUUUCCUUUGUUUCUGCAACAAGUUCAAUCUGAUGCAGCACAGAACUACACUGUCUUCUACUCAAUAAGUGGGCGAGGAGUUGACCAAGAACCUUUAAAUUUAUUUUUCAUAGACAGAAACAGUGGAAAUCUAUUUUGUACCCGACCUGUGGAUCGUGAAGAAUAUGAUGUGUUUGAUUUGAUUGCCUAUGCGUCGACUGCAGAUGGGUACUCAGCAGAUACACCUCUCCCACUGCCCAUCAGAGUAGAGGAUGAAAAUGACAAUGCCCCUGUUUUUACAGAAAAAAUUUAUAAUUUCGAAGUUCUGGAAAGUAGUAGACUUGGUACUACAGUGGGGACUGUUUGUGCCACAGACAGAGAUGAACCGGACACCAUGCACACACGCCUGAAGUACAGCAUUUUGGAGCAGACGCCAAGAUCACCUGGGCUCUUUUCUGUGAAUCCCAGCACAGGCGUGAUCACCACAGUCUCUCAUUACAUGGACAGAGAGGUUGUAGACAAGUACACAUUAAUAAUGAAAGUACAAGACAUGGAUGGUCAAUUUUUUGGAUUGAUUAGUACAUCAACUUGUGUCAUAACAGUAAAAGACUCAAAUGACAAUGCACCUACCUUUAGACAAAACGCUUAUCAAGCAUCAGUAGAGGAAAAUGCAUACAAUGUGGAAAUCUUACGAAUACCCAUAGACGAUAAGGAUUUAAUUAACACUGCCAAUUGGAGAGCCAAUUUCACCAUUUUAAAGGGAAAUGAAAAUGGGCAUUUCAAAAUGACUACAGAUAAAGAAACUAAUGAAGGUGUUCUCUAUGUUGUAAAGCCACUAAAUUAUGAAGAAAAUCAUCAAGUGAUUCUAGAAAUUGGAGUAACAAAUGAAGCUCCAUUUACCAGAGAUAUUGCAACAAGAAUUAUAACUAUGAACAGAGCCUUGGUUACAGUUCACGUGAAGGAUCAGGAUGAAGGGCCUGAAUGUGUCCCUGCAGCCCAAUAUGUGCGGAUUAAGGAAAACUCAGAAGUAGGGUUAAAGAUCAAUGGCUACCAGGCGUAUGACCCCGAAACUAGAAACAGCAAUGGCUUAAGGUACAAAAUAUUGCAUGAUCCUAAAGGGUGGAUCAGCAUUGAUGAAUUUUCAGGUUCAAUCACAACUUCCAAAGUCCUGGACAGGGAAGCUAUCACUCCUAGGAAUGAGUUAUAUAAUAUUACAGUCCUGGCGAUGGACCAAGAUGGCAGAUCAUGUACUGGCACACUGGCAGUGAACAUUGAAGAUGUGAAUGAUAACCCACCAGAAAUACUUCAAGAUUAUAUAGUGAUUUGUAAAUCAAAGAUGGGGUACACUGACAUUUCAGCUGUUGAUCCCGAUGAACCUGCCCAUGGAGCUCCGUUUUAUUUCAGUUUGGGAAACACCUCUCCAGAAAUCAAUAAAAUUUGGACACUUACCAAAAUUAAUGAUACAGCUACCCGUCUUUCAUACCAGAAAAAUGCUGUAUUUCAAGAAUAUGCCAUUCCUAUUACUGUAAAAGACAGAGCAGGUCAACAGGCAACAAAAAAUUUGAGAGUUAACUUGUGUGACUGUACUCACCCGAGUCAGUGUCGUCAGACUAUGAGGAGUGCAGGAGCAACACUUGGAAAAUGGGCAAUCCUUGCGAUACUGCUGGGGAUAGCACUACUGUUUUCUGUAUUGCUAACCUUGGUAUGUGGAUUUGUUGCUGCUGGAAAAGGAAAACGUUUUCCAGAAGAUUUAGCACAGCAAAACUUAAUUAUAUCAAACACAGAAGCACCUGGAGAUGACAGAGUGUGUUCUGCCAAUGGUUUUGUGACCCAGACUGCCAACAACACUUGCCAAGGCUUUUGUGGUACCCUGGGAUCAGGAGUUAAAAAUGGAGGACAGGAGAUCAUUGAAAUGGUGAAAGGAGGACAUCAGACCUUGGAGUCCUGCAGGGGGGUCGGGCACCAUCAUCACACCCUGGAUUCCUGCAGGGGAGGACACGUGGAGGUGGACAACUGCAGACACACCUACUCCGAGUGGCACAGUUACACUCAGCCCCGUCUCAGUGAAGACUCCAUUAGAGGACACACUGGUUAAAAAUUAAACAUAAAAGAAAUUGCACAUAUGUAAUCAGGAUCAACAUCACAUGCCAUCUCAAGAUUAUGUCCUCACGUAUAACUAUGAAGGGAGAGGAUCGCCCACCGGUUCUGUGGGGUGCUGCAGUGAGAAACAGGAAGAAGAUGGACUU
Molecule: messenger RNA, 2674 nt
Organism: Tupaia belangeri chinensis (Chinese tree shrew)
Lineage: Eukaryota; Metazoa; Chordata; Mammalia; Scandentia; Tupaiidae
Gene: DSC3
Product: desmocollin 3
Exons: 17
Coding region: 427-2523 (698 amino acids)
Biological process (GO): homophilic cell-cell adhesion
Cellular component (GO): plasma membrane; desmosome
Molecular function (GO): gamma-catenin binding; calcium ion binding
Source: RefSeq, a predicted model, not a curated record